Molecule: messenger RNA, 444 nt
Organism: Cladophialophora psammophila CBS 110553
Lineage: Eukaryota; Fungi; Ascomycota; Eurotiomycetes; Chaetothyriales; Herpotrichiellaceae
Exons: 1
Coding region: 1-444 (147 amino acids)
Source: RefSeq, a predicted model, not a curated record
AUGGCUCCUUUGAAAGAAAGCCAAAACCCUGUCACUGGCCAAUCCAGCAACCUCCAGUUGGCUCAGUCAGAUACCACUCACCAACCACCACCAAGUGUCAAAAACGAAACCGACGACAACGAUCCACCCGCGCCUGACAUCCUUCAGUUUCUCUCCAACAAAGAAUUCACUGCCUGGAGCGAAUAUCUGGGCAAGGAGAAACACGAGGAUUACAUCCAGUGGAAGAAGAGUAUGAUCGGCGAGGGUCACCUGCAGACGAUAAAUGAGAAUGCAGGGAUCGAGAACAAACAGGGGAACGACGAGAGACCCGGGAUCGAAGAAGCGCCGGUCUCUGGCCUCGACGGCACGAAUCAGAAGAAAAUGCCUGAGAGGGAGCAGGAGCAGGAUUUGACAUUUGGGACGAAGGAGAAACACAUUGUCUCAACAGAAACAAAGGAGAACUAA